AUGAGCAGUCACAAAGCCUCGAUCUCGUCGCAGCUCGGCGAGGAGAGCAUCAAAGCGCACGAUGACAAGAACAUCCAAGCCGUUAUUGUCUCCGAGCUUGGGCCCGGUUUUGCGAGCGAAAAGAAGCUAGCCAAUAUCGAAGAGGUGAUUGAGUCCGAGAACCAGCUUUCCGAGGAAGACUCUCGCAGGUUGCGCCGCAAGAUCGACCGAUUCACUGUGCCUUGCCUGCUCGCCAUCUACGGAUUGCAGUAUGCCGACAAAGUCUCGUUGUCGAGCGGCGUACUGUUUGGCUUGAAGAAGGACACCAAGCUGCACGGACAAGAUUUCUCGUGGUUGACAACGAUCUACUAUCUGGGGUAUCUCAUCUUCCAGCCGCUGAUGAACUACAUCAUGCAGCGCGUGGACGCGGCGUACGUCGUGUCGAUCUCCGUGGUGGUGUGGGGAGUGGUGCUGGUGACGCUUGGGUUGUGCAAUACGUUUGCACAGCUCAUGGCGGUGCGCUUCAUCCUCGGUGCGCUAGAGGGCGUGGUGACGCCAGCCUUCUCGUUGAUCGUGGCCAGUUGGUACAAGCGAUCCGAGCAGAACGCUCGUCAGCUGUGGUACUUUGCCAUGAACACAGGGUUUUCCAUGUGGGUGUCCGUGGUCAUCUACUUUAUUGCUAAACGAGCUGCCGAAGAUGGCCACAUCUCGGGCUGGCGGGUCAUCAACUUCUUCCUCGGCGGUCUGACCGUCUUUACGGGUCUGCUCACGGGCAUCUUCCUGCGUCUGCCCAAAAACGCGUGGUGGCUCAGCGAGGAAGAGCGCAAGAUGGCACACGCGCGUAUCAUCGACAACGGCACGGGUACGGGCGAGGUGCAAGCCUGGAAGUGGGACCAAGUCAAGGACGCCUUCACGGACCCGACCACUUACUUUAUCUUCUUCAUUGGCGUCACCGCCUGCAUCCCGAAUGGUGGCCUCACGACGUUCCAGAGCUUGAUCUACCAGUCAUUCUCCUUCACUCCCCUCGAGUCAAUCCUUUACCAGCUGCCAUCGUUCGCACUGUCGUUCUUGUGGAUCAUGUUUGCAGCAUUCAUGAUCCACAAGUUCCCAAGGCUGCGAUUCGUCUUCAUGUGCUUCACGGUCAUUCCUGCGUUUGUUGCGGUGCUGACGGCGGGAACACUGCCGCAGAAGCCGGAAAACAAAUGGCCCCGGUACGGCGUUUACCUGAUGAGCAUCUUGUAUGCUCUGCAGAGUUUCCUCAUGUGGGCACUUAUGCCCAGUAUUAUCGCCGGAAGGACCAAGAAGACGGUCGUCUCCACACUGUGCUUCAUGGGAUAUUGCGUUGGCAACAUGAUUGGACCGCAAGUAUUCCGCGCCUCGGAUGCUCCGCGCUACAUCCACGGCCUCAUCGUGGUAGCCUCGAUGCUAGCCCUCGUUUUCGUCUUGUGCGUCAGCUGGCUGCUCUACCUCAUCUGGGAGAACAAGAGGCGUAGAAAGGUACUCGCUGCUAUGGGCGUCUCGGAGGAAGAGAGGCUGCUCAAGAACAAGAUCAACGGUGAACUCGAUAUGACGGACAACAAGAACAUUUACUUCCUGUACAACUGGUAG
This is a messenger RNA of Sporisorium graminicola, 1587 nucleotides long. RefSeq lists its product as uncharacterized. NCBI's taxonomy places the organism in Eukaryota, Fungi, Basidiomycota, Ustilaginomycetes, Ustilaginales, Ustilaginaceae. The transcript is spliced from 3 exons. Bases 1 to 1587 code for a protein of 528 amino acids. The record is from RefSeq and is a predicted model, not a curated record. Gene Ontology annotation, molecular function: transmembrane transporter activity. Gene Ontology annotation, cellular component: membrane. Gene Ontology annotation, biological process: transmembrane transport.